AGGAAAAAAGUCGUCCCAAACGAAACCUUAAUCUUUGUAUGGUUCACUAAUCAUUAUAUUUUCUUGUUGUGACUAAAGCUGGACGAUUGGGUUCUUUGUCGUAUCUACAAAAAGAGAAACCACCUCUCACCGUCAAUGGUGGAUCAAGAGCAAGAAGACUUGUAUGCGGAAGAUUCCUGUUUUCAGACCACUCAAAGCCAGCUGGGGCAUCAGCAUCAUGGAAUCAAAUUACCAAAAACUCCAUUCACAUCAGAUUUCCUUGAAGACUAUUCAUCACUUCUGUCAAACAAUUUCAAUAAUCAACAAGAACUGCCAAAAUUUGAUAACAAUUCACUCAUUGGCCGCCCAAUUUCAAAUCAAUCCCUCAUAAAUCAAAGCACUGAAAGCAGUGGCAAUGGCUAUUUACACCCACAGUUCUUACAAGCAGAAUCACCGAUUUCCUUCGCUGUAAAACGCCAAUCUGACAACGACUUAGAAGAAAGCAGUGGAACUCUGCAGCCUUUAAAGAAGCAGAACUUCCCAAACUUCUCCAGUCAGUUUGAUGGAUCACAAUACAGUUUGCUAAACCAACCAUUCUUCAGCCGGCAAUGAGUUCAGAUAAAUCUGCUUAUUAGAAGAAGAAGGUAAAGAUAAGUAUAGUUUGAUUAAUCUACAUUUUGUAUAGUUUGUUUCCAUAGGAUUAUUGCAUGGUGGUGUUUACAGAAAAGAUAGGACGAAAGCUUGAAAAAUAUCUUCAAAAGAAAUUCUUUUGAUAGAACUCAAAGAAUGAAAUACUGGUAGGGUUGUAGAUAGUUUGUAUUCUUAGGUUAAUUUCUUAUAUUGAGUUUUAGAUUGUUAAUUUGAUUGUUGUGUGUCUCAAUUGUACUAAAUAAAUGUUAUUUUUUAGAUUGCAACUGUAUUUCACCUUACUA
This is a messenger RNA of Dendrobium catenatum, 911 nucleotides long. RefSeq lists its product as uncharacterized. The coding region runs from base 136 to 591 and encodes 151 amino acids. NCBI's taxonomy places the organism in Eukaryota, Viridiplantae, Streptophyta, Magnoliopsida, Asparagales, Orchidaceae. The record is from RefSeq and is a predicted model, not a curated record. The transcript has a single exon.